Helianthus annuus (common sunflower) is the source of this 1537-nucleotide messenger RNA. RefSeq names its product mannose-1-phosphate guanylyltransferase 1. NCBI's taxonomy places the organism in Eukaryota, Viridiplantae, Streptophyta, Magnoliopsida, Asterales, Asteraceae. The coding region runs from base 169 to 1254 and encodes 361 amino acids. Gene Ontology annotation, molecular function: GTP binding; mannose-1-phosphate guanylyltransferase (GTP) activity. The transcript is spliced from 5 exons. Gene Ontology annotation, cellular component: cytoplasm. The record is from RefSeq and is a predicted model, not a curated record. Gene Ontology annotation, biological process: GDP-mannose biosynthetic process; cell wall mannoprotein biosynthetic process.
AAUAUACCGUACGCAUAUAUUGGCGCAUAUAUAUAUAUGUAUCGAAAUAUAUAGAUACAUACAGCAACCCUCUGUUCAGAUCAAACAUCUCAGAAGCUUCUUCUUCUUCUUCAUAGGGGAAUUAGGGCUCAUUUUGAUCUCUUUCCGCAAGCAAAAGCUUUUACCAAAAUGAAGGCACUCAUUCUUGUUGGAGGAUUUGGAACUCGCUUGAGACCGUUAACUCUCAGUGUUCCAAAACCACUUGUCGAUUUUGGCAACAAACCCAUGAUCCUUCACCAGAUUGAGGCUUUGAAGGCUAUAGGGGUUACGGAAGUGGUUCUUGCUAUCAAUUAUCAGCCAGAGGUCAUGCUCAACUUUUUAAAGGAUUUUGAGACCAAGCUCGGCAUAAAAAUCACAUGUUCACAAGAGACCGAGCCGCUUGGAACCGCGGGGCCCCUGGCGUUGGCUAGAGACAAGCUGAUAGACGAUUCCGGAGAACCGUUUUUCGUUCUCAACAGUGAUGUCAUCAGUGAAUAUCCACUGAAACAGAUGAUCGCAUUCCACAAGUCCCAUGGUGGUGAAGCGUCUAUAAUGGUCACCAAGGUGGAUGAACCUUCAAAAUACGGUGUGGUGGUUAUGGAAGAAUCAACAGGGCAAGUCGAAAAAUUCGUUGAAAAACCGAAAGUGUUUGUGGGUAACAAGAUUAACGCCGGGAUUUAUCUACUGAACCCGUCCGUUCUUGACCGAAUCGAACUUAAACCCACUUCAAUCGAGAAAGAAACCUUCCCAAAAAUCGCAUCCGAGAAGUUACUAUACGCAAUGGUUCUACCGGGAUUCUGGAUGGACAUCGGACAACCAAAGGAUUACAUCACCGGCUUAAGGCUCUAUCUAGACUCGUUAAGAAGGAACGACCCGUCAAAACUGGCUACCGGAUCACACAUUGUGGGUAACGUUCUGGUUCAUGAGAGUGCGAAGAUCGGUGAAGGAUGUUUGAUUGGGCCGGAUGUUGCGAUUGGGCCAGGCUGCGUUGUGGAUUCGGGUGUAAGGUUGUCGAGGUGUACUGUGAUGCGUGGGGUUCGGAUCAAGAAACACGCGUGCAUAUCGAGUAGUAUUAUUGGUUGGCACUCGACAGUUGGGCAAUGGGCCCGGGUUGAGAACAUGACGAUUCUUGGAGAAGAUGUGCACGUGUGUGACGAGGUGUAUAGUAACGGGGGUGUGGUUCUGCCGCAUAAGGAGAUCAAAGCGAGCAUCUUGAAGCCGGAGAUAGUGAUGUGAAGAUUGUGUUGAUAUAUACAUACAUAGUUGAUGUUUGAAAGAGGUUUAGUUUCUAUAAUGUGUUUUAUUUAUGUUUCUUUGAGGUGGGUGUUCUUUCUUUCUAUGUUGUGUUAUUAUUUUUAUUAUUAUUAUCAUUAUUUUUAUUAGCAUUGUUUUGAAAGGUUUAGAAGUCUCAAAGACCUCUAGAUAUUAGAAGAUGCAAACAAUUAAGUGUUAAAAGGGUUUGUACUUGUUUUUUCUUUGUUUUUCAUCAUUUUAAUGGUUAAUAACAUGCAUUAUUUUA